Molecule: messenger RNA, 818 nt
Organism: Elephantulus edwardii (Cape elephant shrew)
Lineage: Eukaryota; Metazoa; Chordata; Mammalia; Macroscelidea; Macroscelididae
Gene: MRRF
Product: mitochondrial ribosome recycling factor
Exons: 6
Coding region: 13-801 (262 amino acids)
Biological process (GO): translation
Cellular component (GO): mitochondrion
Molecular function (GO): ribosomal large subunit binding
Source: RefSeq, a predicted model, not a curated record
AUAUCUUCAGUCAUGGCCUUGGGAUUAAGGUGCUUACGCCUGGCCCAUCCUGCCUUUUACAACUCAUUUGCAGCCCUAACAAGACCUGUUUCAGAAGUUACAAUGAAGACAGUGAAUCAAAAACCAGGGUACCAUAGGCAAUUCCUAGCCUAUCCAGCGUUACCAAUCCGCCAUUUUGCUACCAAGAAAGCCAAAGCCAAAGGAAAAGGACAAUCCCAAACCAGAGUGAAUAUUAAUGCUUCUUUGGUUGAGGAUGUAAUCAACUUGGAAGCAGUGGAUGAAGAAAUGAAGUCUGUAACGGAAGCACUCAAAGAUAAUUUCAAUAAGACUCUCAACAUAAGGACCUCGCCAGGAUCCCUUGAUCAUAUCACUGUGUUAACUGAUGAUGGGAAGCUUGCUUUAAACCAGAUUGGCCAAAUCUCCAUGAAGCCACCACAGCUUAUUUUAGUGAACAUGACCAACUUCCCAGAGUGUACAGCUGCAGCUAUCAAGGCUAUAAGAGAAAGUGGAAUGAAUCUGAACCCAGAAGUGGAAGGGACGCUAAUUCGAGUGCCCAUUCCCAAAGUUACCAGAGAACACAGGGAAAUGCUGGUAAAACUGGCCAAACAGAACACCAACAAGGCCAAAGAAUCUUUAAGGAAGAUUCGUACCAAUGCAAUGAAUAAGCUGAAGAAAUCCAAGAACACAGUCUCAGAGGAUACCAUUAGACUCAUAGAGAAACAGAUCAGUCAAAUGGCUGACGACACAGUUGCAGAGCUGGACCGGAACCUGGCGGUGAAGACCAAAGAACUCAUUGGGUGAAAAUCCACAGAGUCCAG